AAGACAUGCUCUUUUCAAGGGGUCCCUUUUAAAGAGUUUGUAAAAUAAUGAUGCAGAUGAACAAAACAGCGCGCGAAUGUGACGUAACGGGGUGGGUCCAAUUGUGGUCACGUGAUAUUUGGCGUGGUAAAGCAAGCGAGGUAUCUAAACCACCAUAAACAUCACGCUGCGACACUCUUGUUACUAAAUAAGGGAUACUCUCUGGUAAUUUCAUUCAAGCUUCUCGAAAAUACCCCUAUUUUAAUUUCUGCCGAUUUAAUCAGCAUCAUGGACGGCGGAGUGACGGUAGUUUCCAAUCCUGUUGUGAAUGUGCGCCUAACAAGCUCCAUCUCCUCCUUUGAGGUGCAGCGCAGGUUCAAUAGAGGGAUUAGUAUAGGAGAACUGAAGGGAAAAUUGGAGAUGGUUUUGGGUGCAUCUCCCUCCUGCAUGGACCUGGAGUUGUUCAGUGUCUCUGACAAGUUCCUGCAGAAAAUGGACGACAAUGAAGCUCUGCUGGGUUCAUAUCCUGUGGAUGAUGACUGCAGAAUACAUGUUACCGAUAAAAGUGGUCAGAUGAGCGAGUUCACUGAUGUUUCCAAGGUGGAGAAGUUUGAACUCCCAGAUGACUCGUAUGAAAAGAGAACCGAUUCAGCAAGGUCAUUCAUGAAGAAACAUCAGGUUGGUGUUUAUAACGAGGAAGAAGUGGCCAAGAAGAAAGCUGAGCUUGCUGCUCGGAAGGAGGAGCAGAAGGCUGCUGCUAAUGCUAUUUCUGUUGGCAGCAGGUGCAAAGUGCAGUUAGCAGGGCAACCGACAAAGCUUGGCACAGUCAUGUAUGUUGGAACAACAGAUUUCAAGCCAGGCCACUGGGUGGGACUGAAGUACGAUGAGCCCAUGGGAAAGCAUGACGGAACUGUCAAUGGCAAGCAAUACUUUGAAUGCGAGAACAAAUAUGGAGGAUUUGUGAAGCCCCAACAUGUGACUGUGGGAGACUUUCCUGAGGAGGAUUACGGUAUCGAUGAGAUGUAGGACUGUAAUGUUUCAGUGAGUUUUCCUGCCCUAACAUUUGAGUGUCGACCUCAAGCUGGUUCCAUUCACCUACCAGAGAGGAUGCAAAGUCUUUGUCAUCAUAACAAAUGGAUUUUCAGUUUUUUUAUUUUGUGCCUCUCUGUGGGGCAUGAUCCAAAGCACGGGGUUUAAAGAUCUGUGUGUCUUGCUCAAAUUAAGGAGAAUACAGAAUAAGGAGAAUGUCUGAUAGUCCAUCUCCUGGUUUGCUAAAUAUGAGAAUGGUACAGGAUAACGACCAACAAUGUUUAAUAAAAGGGGUUUGGUUACAUGUAUCACAUCAUAAUGAAGGUCAAUAUGUUGACCUUUUACUCCAUGCACUUCUGAUUCAUUUAAUUGACUUGCUUUUGCAGUACCUGUUGCUUCCAAGUUUUCUGAACAUUGAAGUCAUCUAUGUAAUCUGAAAGCCUGUAUUGACAGUUUUAACACCAGUUGAAUUUCUCUUCAUUGCUUUUGUAUCGGUUAGUACAAAGAUGAUUGUAUAUAACUGUUUAUAUUUUGCAGUUGUCUUUGCAUUUUUGUGAUGACUGUUAUUUGCUGAGAGUGGUCAUAGGAAAAAUCCUCCCUAAAAUACUUUAGCAUUGAUUUAUUUAAUCUCUUACCUUGUAUACCAGACUAACAUACAUCAUAUAUAUCUCCAAUUAGUAAAAUGGAGACAAUAUUUGAUUAAAAUCAGAGGUUAAUCAAACGUAUUUCACUCAAGUGGAAAGAUUAAUGAAUAUCCUCCAACAGUAGUCUAAAUAUUCCAUAGUGUAACAAAGCUUCUUAGAGCUUCAUAGGGUUUCAACCUUUGUAAAGAGGUUUUUAAAUUAUAGUGUUGGAUGUUUUCUCACUAAACAUCACUAAAUUCCUUUCAUUUCUUUUUUUCUUUGUUAUAUGAUAAACCUCAUUUUUAGAUUUCCAAGUGGAUAAAAAUAUGUAAGUCCCAGUAAUUUUACUCUUAUUGAAUAUUUCUUGUCUAAAAACUUAAAUGUAUGCAAUUGAAAGUGUCCUGCUCAUAUUGAACCACUGAAAUAAAGCAAUAUUUUAAGUUUAAAUUGUGGGGGUCCAAAUGUGAAUGAUGAAAAAAUAUUUAAACUAAGCUGUUGCGUAGGCAAAUGGAUGACAAAAUCUAAAAAUAAAUGGUAAUAAAACUACAUUUUAAAGUCCUCAGUUACAUCUCAAAAAAUUCUGAACUAUGAAACUGAUAUUAAAAUGCGCUCUUUAUUUAAUUUUAGUCAAACCUAAUGAGGCUUCUUGUUUAUUAUAUACAUAGUUCCAUUUAAGCAUGACACACUGAUUUUCAUUCAGUUUAAGUACAAUCUUUUAGCACUUUCUUUUCUUGUCCUUUAGAACAGUUUUACGGUGGUUUAAGUGAUAGACAAUUUGUGAUGUUAAAUUUAGAAGCAAACCUGUGUUUCGCAUCUGUAAAUGUACUUGCAAUGUACCAUUGUACGUAUUGUUUGGAUUACUAUAGAGCAUUAAUAUUUAAAAACAAGUCAUCAAUUAUAACUCUCUUAUCUAACUCACUAUCUCCAUUGUAACCCAACACAGCUUUCAAAAAGGAAUAAUAUGCUUUGCUUGGUUUUAUGUUACUGUUCCAAUACUUCAUCCUAAAGUUUACAGAAGAAAUGUUAAUAUUGUUUUUCAGAAGAUAUGUGUGAUGACCACAAAUACAGACCAUUUCUGUAUUGUAGUGUUUUUUUUGUUGUUUUUCUUUAAAUAAUCUCUAAGGUGCUUGUGUUACUAUGUGCCAAAGGGUCAUGCAUAUUAUUAAAAAUGAUUUGCCAGUA
Molecule: messenger RNA, 2813 nt
Organism: Eleginops maclovinus (Patagonian blennie)
Lineage: Eukaryota; Metazoa; Chordata; Actinopteri; Perciformes; Eleginopidae
Gene: tbcb
Product: tubulin folding cofactor B
Exons: 7
Coding region: 268-1005 (245 amino acids)
Biological process (GO): cytoplasmic microtubule organization; tubulin complex assembly; post-chaperonin tubulin folding pathway
Cellular component (GO): microtubule plus-end; cytoplasm; nucleus
Molecular function (GO): alpha-tubulin binding; microtubule plus-end binding
Source: RefSeq, a predicted model, not a curated record